UGCUUUCAAAAAUGAGCUGACAUUGUUAGAAAAGGUUUGGCAUCCUAAUAUGGUUCAGUUUGUGGGAGCUGCUACUCAGAAUAUACCCAUGAUGAUUGUUUCAGAGUACCAUCCAAAAGGAGAUUUGGCGAAUUACCUUCAAAAGAAAGGACAUUUACAGCCUUCUAAAGCUCUGAGAUUUGCUCUUGAUAUUGCUAGCCAGCUUGUUUUCACCACAUUGCAAAGUGGGACCGCACGGGACAACUUCCCGACAAAUCAACAAUCAUUGUUUGGCGGUCUGAAACACAAUGAAUGGUGAUUUGGAGUGUGAGCUAAUUUUAACUGCUAAUGUGUGCUACUUCUUCAUGAAUAUAAAAUUGCAGUUAGGUCCUCUUUAAGCUGGAUUGGGCUUGGGCUGACCCUAUGGUUGGAAUUGGUCAGGUCAAGUAUGGUUACCUGAUUUGGCAAUUCUGCUUCUAUCCUUGUGCUUUUCUGUUGGAAUGUAACUCUUUAGAGAUGGUAAGCUUGUUUUGCUCUUUCUCAUUUUUUAUUUUAUUUAUUUUUUCUUUCUCUAACUUUUUGGUCCAUGCAAAAUUCAUUUUUGGUGAUCUUUUUGGCCCAUGAACUUUGCACCAUUCCUCAAUUUGGUUUUCUUUUUGUUAGUUUCUAUACUAUGACUUGCAU
This is a messenger RNA of Magnolia sinica, 663 nucleotides long. RefSeq names its product integrin-linked protein kinase 1-like. Lineage: Eukaryota; Viridiplantae; Streptophyta; Magnoliopsida; Magnoliales; Magnoliaceae. Gene Ontology annotation, molecular function: protein kinase activity. The coding region runs from base 50 to 298 and encodes 82 amino acids. The transcript has 3 exons. Gene Ontology annotation, biological process: protein phosphorylation. The record is from RefSeq and is a predicted model, not a curated record.